Molecule: messenger RNA, 2490 nt
Organism: Saxophila tyrrhenica
Lineage: Eukaryota; Fungi; Ascomycota; Dothideomycetes; Mycosphaerellales; Extremaceae
Exons: 2
Coding region: 1-2490 (829 amino acids)
Biological process (GO): mRNA splicing, via spliceosome
Cellular component (GO): cytoplasmic stress granule
Molecular function (GO): mRNA binding
Source: RefSeq, a predicted model, not a curated record
AUGGGCGCCGACAACACAGGCUUCUCACAUGGCGGCUUUCACUCAUCUCAGCCAUCCAUUGGCGGUCAGGGGCGAGGACACUUUCACCGUGAGAGCAAUGUGCAACCAAUCAACACCAUGAGACAACAGAUGCCGUCGAACAACUACAACACCAACGGUACAGAUAUGCAGACGCCACAGACCGGCUUUGAUAUGAAUUUCACUCCGCUGUUGCCGUCGGGUCUGCUCAUGGGCAGCCCCUUUCAGCCAGGCUCUCCUUCGACCUUUCAGUCACCUCAGUUCCAGAGCUUUGGGAACUUUCAGCAGCAGAAUGGGGGAGGUCGCAACUCCCAAAAUAUGAACAUGAACGGGUUCCAGCAGCAGCAGGGUCCCAUGUCGCCUGUCUACCAGAAUGUCGGCUCUCCCAUCAGCGCUCAGUCCUACUUCGGGAACAUGCAAUCGCCCACUGGUGGCUUCAAUGCAAUGGCGCCAGCGAACUAUGGUGGCUACGGACCGCCAAUGCAGCUUGCGCCUGUGUACCUGGGCAACAUACCUCCGGACACGCCUGCCGAAGAGAUUCUCAGCCAUGUCAGGAGCGGUCAGAUUGAGUCCGCUCGUCUGCUGCCGGACAAGAACUGCGCUUUCAUCUCGUUCCUCGAUGGCAGCUCCGCGACGCAUUUCCACUCUGAUGCCAUUCUGAAGAAGCUGUCCAUCAAAGGCCAAGACAUCAAGAUUGGCUGGGGCAAGCCUUCGUCAGUCCCGACUUCUGUCGCCCUCGCCGUGCAACAGUCGGGCGCUUCUCGCAAUGUGUACCUCGGGAACUUCUCUGAGGAAACGACUGAGGAUGAGUUGAGGGAGGAUCUGAGCAAGUUUGGCCCCAUUGACACUGUCAAGAUCGUCCGCGAGAAGGCUAUCGGCUUCGUUCACUUCUUGUCGAUUGGCAAUGCGAUCAAGGCCGUCACCCAGCUGCCUCAGGACCCAAAGUGGCAGGCUCCUCGUAGGGUGUACUACGGCAAGGACAGGUGCGCCUACGUUUCAAAGACGCAGCAGCAGAACGCUGCGCAGUAUCUCGGCAUCGCGCCAGGGUACGCACACGUCCUCAACGGUGCGGACCGGGACCUAAUCACCAAUGCACUGGCGCAGCAGUCGGUUGCUGCUGCUGCUGUGGCCACCACCGCUGGAGGCGUCAACAACUUGGGCAACCGAACCGUCUACCUUGGUAACAUCCACCCUGAGACAACGAUCGAGGAGAUCUGCAACGUUGUGCGAGGAGGUCUGCUGCAUCACAUUCGCUACAUCCCUGACAAGCACAUCUGCUUCGUCACAUUCAUCGACCCGACGUCUGCGGCUUCGUUCUACGCCCUCAGCAACUUGCAAGGGCUGAUGAUCCACAACCGCCGCCUGAAGAUCGGUUGGGGCAAGCACUCCGGCGCUCUGCCACCAGCCAUUGCGCUCGCUGUCUCCGGCGGUGCCUCACGAAAUGUCUACAUCGGCAACCUGGACGAGACCUGGACCGAAGAACGCCUCAAGCAGGACUUCCAAGAGUACGGCGAGAUCGAGCUUGUCAAUACCCUCCGCGAAAAGAGCUGCGCCUUCGUCAAUUUCACCAACAUCGCCAACGCCAUCAAAGCCAUCGAGGCUGUCCGCGGCAAGGAAGAGUACAAGCGCUUCAAAGUCAACUUCGGCAAAGACCGCUGCGGCAACCCUCCCCGCCAGCAGAUGCAGCUCCAACAGCGCAACCAGGAGCAGCAGCAGCAGCAACAAAACCAACCCCAGCAGCCCCAGCCCGGCUCCGAGAACAGCGUCUCCUCCCCCUCCCCCAUCAACGGCCUGCAGCCCAGCCGUACCCAAAACUCCAUCUCCCCCGCCUCCUCCGGCCCGGGCAUGAACGGCUACAACCCCCUCCACGGCCCCACGGCCUCCACAGUCUUCAACACCGGCACCAACAAUCCCCUCACGCUCUACCUCGCCAACGCCCACCAAGCUGCCGCCGACCAGCAGCAGCAGCAAGCGCAGCAGCAUUCCCCACAGCAACGCGACGAGCUGUCCCCGCUGUCCUUCCAACCAACCCACCAAUACACCUACUCCCACCAACCCUCCUCCGCCAUCUCCACCACCCAAGCAGCCUUCUACUCUUCCCCCAACGAGACCCGCUCCGCCGGAGGCAGCGGCGGCCUCGAGCCCCCGACCCAAAGCGCCUUCGGCCACGGCAGCCACCAGAGCAUGAACAUCCAACCCCUCACCAACGGCUUCUCCUCCUCCAACAGCGGCAGCGGCAUGGGCAUGGGCGGUUUCAGCAACUCCAACUCCGCGCAGAACGCGAGGAGUAGCGCGCAUAACCGCGCCGUGAGCCUGCCGGCUUUCUCGCUGCAGGCGGCACAGCAGGCGCAGCAGCAGCAGGCGAUGCAGCAUGGGUUUGCGGGACUGGGGCAGGGGUUGAGUGGGUUGGGGUUGGGGAUGAAUGAGGGGAGUUCGGGGUUGCAGGGGUGGGCGGAGGAGGAGGUUGUGUAG